UGAAUUCUGAGUAAUCAAUGUCACCUUUGUUUGAGGAAAAAUGGGUACAGUUUCAUAACAGAUUCCUAGAUCAGAUGCUGGUGCUCAUGGACCGUGCCGCUCGGAUUGUGUUCCACUGAGGAUGCUAGUGAACUGGAUGAAACUAUUAUAAACCAACCAACCAGAAGACAGAUUGCCUGCGCAGUCGCACUCCACCCAGUCGUGAAUGAGCAUAAGUUCUGAUAACCGAGCAUGGACUGUUCUCCGAUCCAGGAUCAAGUCCGCCGCUCUCGGUAUGUAAUGGAGGAUUGCAUAUUUCUACCAGUGAAAUACAAAAAUGUUCUGGAGAAGAGGAGGGAAAAUGGAGAAAGAGAGGCUUGUGUCAAAGCCAGGGAUGAUAAAGACCAAAUUAAAAAUGGGCGAAAAAAUCGACAUGGAAGAAGAUCGGCGCAACGAAUCGGGCUCCAAAACUUAUGUGAUAAUUCUGACAAUAUUCGCCACCAUCGGAGGAUUGUUGUUCGGUUAUGACACGGGGAUCAUUUCGGGAUCUAUGCUCCUAAUUCGAGAUGACUUUUCAUUAAGUGAGAUUUGGCAAAGUGCAAUCGUCAGUUCCACCAUUGGAGCCGCAGCCGUGUUUGCUCUACUGGCCGGAGUCUUAGUGGACAAGAUCGGAAGGAAGAAGGUCAUCAUGUUGGCCAGCUUCGUAUUCACCAUCGGAGCUAUCAUAAUGGCGGUGUCGCCAGUGGACAAAAAAGAAGUUCUUCUGAUAGGACGGUUGGUCGUUGGCGCUGGAAUUGGGUUUGCCUCUAUGUCUGUACCUGUUUAUGUCGCUGAAGCAGCACCCUCCCACAUCCGUGGAUCUCUAGUCACCGUCAACCAGCUCUUCAUUACAAUUGGUAUCCUAUUGUCCAGUAUCAUUGCCGGGGCUUUUAGCCAAGACAAAGAAAACGGAUGGAGGUAUAUGUUAGGGAUCGCUGGUGUGCCCAGUGUUAUCCAGUUUUUCGGAUUCCUAUUUUUGCCGGAGAGUCCGAGGUGGCUCGUGGGGCAGGGCAGAUUGGAAGAGGCCAGGAAAAAUCUCAAGAAGAUCAGGAACCUGGACAAUGUGGAUGUAGAAAUGGCAGAGAUAGAGAAAUCGGUGGAGGAAACUAGGGAACAAAAUAAGUAUAACAUGUUCCAGUGUUUCGUUCUGAUGGUGAAGACGCAGCCCGUCAGACGGGCAUUAAUCCUAGGAUGUCUUCUUCAGUUUUUCCAGCAGCUUUGUGGAAUUAACACUGUCAUAUACUACAGUGGGAGUAUUCUCCGGGUGUCCGGUUUCCCCUCCAGCCUGGCUAUCUGGCUGUCCUGUAUUCCGUUCUCCGUUAACUUCCUGUGUACGUUUAUCGGUGUCUACGCCGUGGAGAAGGCUGGUAGACGGGUCCUCACGCUGCUUAGUUUUGUAGGUAUCAUUAUUGCGCUGGUCGUACUGGGUACCGGGUUCUAUCUGGCUGAACACAACUCUCCUCGCAUCAGCCAUCAUUUGGACAAUUAUUCCCACUGCCAUCUUAAAUACGAUCACUGUACCGGAUGUAUAAAAGAUGACAAAUGCGGGUUUUGUUGGGAGGAGGGAAAGGAACUUAGCACGGGAUGGUGCCUCCAUGUAAACACAAAACACCCAGAACGGUAUGCCGAACCCGAGAACAAUACUAUCACGCAGUACAACGAAACACUGUGUAACAAAACGAACUAUGACACCCAGCAAUUCGACUGGGCAAACGACUUCUGUCCCACAGACUAUUCCUGGAUGUCCGUCCUAGGACUGGCACUGUUCGUUAUUGCAUUUGCUCCCGGCCUUGGUCCCAAUCCGUGGACCAUUAAUUCGGAGAUUUACCCUCUCUGGGCCCGGGGGACGGGCACGUCACUGGCUACGUGUGUUAACUGGAUUGGGAACCUCAUAGUCUCAUUCACCUUUCUCAUACUGUUAAAGAAUAUAACAACAUACGGUACGUUUUAUCUAUUCUGUGGAAUCUCGUUUCUGGGGAUGUCGAUCCUCUUCUUCAUUUUACCGGAAACCAAAAACAAGACGCUGGAGGAGGUGGAAGAACUCUUCAUGUCUAAGGAGUACAAGGCCAAGAGGGACCAAGAACAGAAGAAAAAGUACGCCAUAGACAACAACGGCUAUUCGGAGGAAAAUUCCAAAAUGUAGCGGAACCGGAAAUUUCUAGACCAGAAAUCCGGGUUAAGCCAUUCAUCUACGUAAUCUUUCGGUCUGUUGAUGAAUGUUUGCUUUAAGAUAUAGACUCAUCUUAUACUUUUAACAACUGAGAAUUUUAAAGUACUGCAUAUACAGUGUAUAUAGUGCUAUAACAGUGUUUCCUUUCCAUCAGGACAAUUGUGUUAAACCGUAUCCACAACAAACUGUCAAGAAAUUAUUGUUCUAUAUAGGUCUAAUAGUGUGCCUGCAUUUUAUUGUGUUUUAACGUGAAUCAAAAUUGAAUUGUACAUGUAUAUACAAGUUGACGAAAUUUCUUUACAUUUUACUUGUCAAUCUGCUGUACAAAGCUCAUAAUUAGUGUGAUAUGAAGCAUAAUCGCCCAUGACUAUGUAGAUACAUGUAUAUACAUAGGUAAUACAUAGGUAAUCCAUAAUAGUUGUAAACAUGCCUGUAUGAUAGACGGAUCGACAUGUAUAUAGUCAAACGGUUUCUUUUGUUAUAGAUUUGAAAAUGUAUAUAAGUUAUAUAUUGUGCAAUUUUACAUUAAAUAUAUAUACAUGAUUGAA
This is a messenger RNA of Ostrea edulis (European flat oyster), 2736 nucleotides long. RefSeq names its product proton myo-inositol cotransporter-like. The record is from RefSeq and is a predicted model, not a curated record. The transcript has 11 exons. Gene Ontology annotation, cellular component: membrane. Lineage: Eukaryota; Metazoa; Mollusca; Bivalvia; Ostreida; Ostreidae. Gene Ontology annotation, molecular function: myo-inositol:proton symporter activity. The coding region runs from base 317 to 2161 and encodes 614 amino acids. Gene Ontology annotation, biological process: transmembrane transport.